UCUUCACGAGGGUGACAUGGGAAAUUCAAGCAGUUCCAAAGGAUCUAACAGCUUCUGCGUAUUUUCUCUCCUCAGUCAAUGAAACAUCUACCUAUGUAUGUUUCUGACAUCUUUCUUUCUUCUUCUAAAUGGUGUGCUACUGCUUAUUUAUCUUUACUUUUAAAAUGCCAAGAUGCUGCCAUGAUGUAUGCCCCACUUCUAGCCAGGAAAGAAUUAACUGUUAGGCUCAGAAUUAAUUGUAAGGGGUACCAUUUUUUUGUGAUUGGCCCCAUGAUAUCCUUUUGCAGUGGGAAGAUUAUUAGUUAUUGUUGUAUCCAGCGCACUCUGCUCACUCUGCUCACUUUGCUUCAGAAAGUCUCAUACAUUUUGUAGUUCCAGUCUUUGCAUCCAUGGCUUCCUCCUCCUCAACGAUUGCAUCUCCUAAAUUAUAUGAUGUAUUCAUCAGCCACCGAGGACCUGAUGUCAAGAAAACCCUUGCUAAACAACUCUAUCACCUUCUUCAAGAAAGAGGGUGUCGGGCAUUUCUAGAUCGUGAAGUGAUACAAGGGGGGGAUUCUAUUCCUUUUGCUAUUGGCAAUGCCAUUUGCUCAUCUCUUGUGCAAAUUGCCAUAUUUUCCAAAGGAUAUGCACAGUCAAAGUGGUGUUUAGAUGAGCUUGUUCUUAUGUUACAAGAGCAACCUGACGCCCUGUUUAUUCCUGUGUUCUACGAUGUGGAACCUAAGGAACUUCGUUCCACAGACAGGGGACCAUAUGCUGAGGCAUUUUCUUGUUAUCAAAGUAAAGAAAAGUACCUCGACAAGGUGAAGGUUUGGAAAGAGGCCUUCGCAGCUGCUGCAGACAUAUCUGGUUAUGAAUUUAGCCAUUUCUCAUAUCAAGACAAUUUGUGUGAAAAUAUUGUGUCUCGUGUGCAACAAGCGGUGCAAGAUAGGAAAAAUAGGGUAAUGUUAGAUGUUGCGAAAUUCCCGGUUGGGCUUCCUGAACUUGUCAAAGAUUUUGAAAGAAGUUGUUCAGAGAUAAAGAUAAAGGUCACGAGAGCAGGUAUCUAUGGACUUGGGGGAUCUGGGAAGACCACCCUGGCAAAAGAAUUGUUUAACAGGAAGCGUUCAGGAUAUCAUAAAUCAUGUUUUCUCUCUGAUGUGAGAGAAUCCCAUGCCAAAGGUGAACUGCAUUGCUUGCAAAAUCAGCUCUUAAAAGAUCUUUUCCCUGAAGAACCAGAGAUUAAAGAUCUAGAGAUUAGCAAUGUAGACCAUGGAAUCGGAAAGCUCAAGGAUCUUCUGGAAAGAGCAAGGAAUUUGAAUUUUCUUAUAGUCCUUGAUGCUAUCGAUCAUCGAGACCAGUUAGAUGCCCUGUUACCUGAAGGUAUGCUGAGCUCUAGUAGCCUGGUAAUUAUUACAACUUGUGACCAAAGUAUGUUAACGGGUGCAGAUAUCCGUUAUAAGAUGAAGGGAUUGAAUAGGGAUCGGGCAAAAGAUCUCUUCUGUAGUCAUGCUUUCCAUAGACGGGAUCCACCCAUUGCACAUGAGAAGUUGAUUGAAAGCUUCCUGGAAUUCUGUGGAGGUUUACCCCUCUCACUCAAAGUUUUGGGUGCCCAUCUUUAUGGUAGGGAUGAGUAUUACUGGGAGUUACAAUUGAAAAAAGUUGAGAAAAUCCCGCCUAAAGAUAUAAUUGAAAGACUUAAAAUUAGCUUUGAUGGUCUGGACCAAGAGGAGAAACAAAUAUUUAUAGAUAUUGCUUGUUUAUUCAAUAAGAAAAACAAAGUUGAGUUGAAAAGUACAGCUAUAUCAAUCUGGAAGGCGUCCGGUUGGAGUGCUGAACAUGCAGUUCAAACGUUGCAAGAUAAAUGCCUAGUCGAAGUGGAUUCUAACAAAUUUGAAAUGCAUGAUCACCUCCGCGAUCUGGGAAGACAAAUGGCAAAUGAGUUGGGGCCUCCUCGGCUGUGGAGACCAGACACUUUAAAGGAUAUGGAAGGGAAAGGAUUUAAAGUAAUCCUAGCAGAAACAAAAGGAAGGUGUUUUCACUCGUUCCAGGAUUCGUCCCUCAAAUGCAGGAUUACUUAUUUUGUAGGGAAUUCAAAUGAUUCUGCUGAGACUGAGCUUCUGUGGCUUAAAAUUGUCAAAUUAAAAGGCAUUCCUUCGUGGAUUCCUCUGAGAAAAUUGCAAUAUUUAUCUGUUUGCCGCGUGGAAGAAAUGUGGAGCACUUUUCAGCAACAGUUGCAGACCAAACCCCAGGCCAGUUUCGAGUUGAGAAAGCUGCAGAUUUUGUACUCUCCCUCGUUGCAAAAGCUUCCAGAUUUAAUAGGAAUGUUCAAUAAUUUGGAAGAAUUAGAAGUAGGGAGCUCACUCCUAGAAUAUAUCAGGAAUAGUGAUAUAACAUCCCUUCUAGAAUCACUUAAACAACUUAGUAAUCUCAGAUCAUUGAAAUUGUGGUGUCAACGCUGCGACAACUUCAAUAGGAAUUUGAAUUUGUCGUGUGAGCGCCUUGACUUCAUUUGGGAUUUGAAUUUGUGGCGUGGAUACCACAAUGACAGACAACUUAGUAAUCUUAGAUUGGGGGCUUCUACGAGCAGCCGCAUGACUAGCCUUGAAACCAUAUUUUUUAGCAGAUUAGCUAAUCUUUCAAAGUUGCUAAUUAGUGGAGAGAUUUGUCCCAAACUUCGAUCAUUGACAGUUGAAUGGAUGUGGAAUCUAAAUGAAAUGGACUUAAAGCAGCUAGAGAGACUGAAUACUCUUGAGGUGUGUGACUGUGACAAUUUGGAAACAAUAUCAGGGUUAUCUUCUCUAUCAGGGCUUCAUUCUCUUAAAGUGAAGGAUUGUCCCAAAUUGGUAACAAUAUCAAGGUUAUCUUCUGGGCUUCAAUCUCUUACUGUGAGGGGUUGUCACAAAUUGGAAACAAUACCAGAGUUAUCUUCUAUAAAAGGGCUUCAAUCUUUUAUGGUGGAGGACUGUCCCAAUUUGGAAACAAUAGCAGGGUUUUCUUCUGGGAUUCAAUCUCUUACUGUGAAAGUUUGUCACAAAUUGGAAACAAUAUCAGGGUUAUCUUCUGGAAAAGGGCUUCAGUCUCUUACAGUGGAGCAUUGUCCCAAAUUGAAAACAAUAUCAGGAUUAUCUUCUGGGCUUCAAUCUCUUAUUGUCAAGGUCUGUCAUAAAUUGGAAACAAUAUCUGGGGUAUCUUCUGUAAAAGGUUUUCCAUUUCUUAAAGUGGAGGAUUGUCCCCAAUUGGAAAUAAUAUCAGGGUUGUUUUCUGGGCUUCAAUCUCUUAAAGUGAAGGUUUGUCACAAAUUGGAAACAAUAUCAGGGUUAUCUUCUGUAACAGGGCUUCAGUCUCUUAAAAUGGAGGAUUCUCCCAAAUUGGAAUCAAUAUCAGGAUUAUCUUCUCUAGUAGGGCUUCAGUCUCAUGGAGUGAAGAAUUGUUCCAAAUGAGAAACAACAUCAGGGUCAAACUUCUCUAACAGGGCUCCAAGUGUUUAAGCACAGAAGUGUGAAGGAUUGAAAUUGCCGAAGGCAACAUCAUCAGUUGCAAUUCACGGUUUUGGGAUGUCAUCAGCUGAUAAUUGAAGUGCCUAAAAAUGGAUAUGCAUUGGUACAGAGUUGCAUGCAUGAACUGAAGGAAGUCAGUGGAUACAGCAAUACAUUUGUUGAGAUUGAGAGAGAACUGUAUACACUGGACAUGAGAAUUGCAGUCACUAUAUAUGCUUUGCUUUCACAUAUAAGUUUUGUGCUUUCAUCAGACUUGAAUCUAUACCCUCAACAUGUGGAGGAGAACAGUAGGAUUACAGUUUUAUUCCCCCACCAUGAGUGUAUUGGAAUAAAUGAAAUCAACAUAAAGAAGGGUUUAAGGCUACAGUAAUGAUGGAGGACGAGGCAAAAGCUUUUAACUUCAAUGUAAAGAAUUGUUGAUCGAUCAUACAGAGAAAGAAAGAGGAUUGAGAAGUGUAAUUUAUUUUGACUAUCUACUUUCUGAAAUGUUUUUGUCAUCUUUGUUUUACUUCUGUUCAUAUAUGGAAUUCUCUUCUUUAUUUAAUAAAAAAUAGUCUUUUAAUAUUUUUUAUCA
Messenger RNA from Cryptomeria japonica (Japanese cedar), 4050 nucleotides. RefSeq names its product disease resistance protein Roq1. The record is from RefSeq and is a predicted model, not a curated record. Gene Ontology annotation, biological process: defense response; signal transduction. Gene Ontology annotation, molecular function: ADP binding. NCBI's taxonomy places the organism in Eukaryota, Viridiplantae, Streptophyta, Pinopsida, Cupressales, Cupressaceae. The transcript has 5 exons. The coding region runs from base 390 to 3419 and encodes 1009 amino acids.